Messenger RNA from Lycium barbarum (goji berry), 2446 nucleotides. RefSeq names its product extra-large guanine nucleotide-binding protein 3-like. Gene Ontology annotation, cellular component: heterotrimeric G-protein complex. The record is from RefSeq and is a predicted model, not a curated record. Bases 1290 to 1781 code for a protein of 163 amino acids. Gene Ontology annotation, biological process: adenylate cyclase-modulating G protein-coupled receptor signaling pathway. The transcript is spliced from 3 exons. NCBI's taxonomy places the organism in Eukaryota, Viridiplantae, Streptophyta, Magnoliopsida, Solanales, Solanaceae. Gene Ontology annotation, molecular function: guanyl nucleotide binding; G protein-coupled receptor binding; GTPase activity.
GUGGUAUAUUUAGCCAUUUCCCCUUACUAUACUUAUUUUGCACAACCAUGUGAGCACGCGAAAUUCUUAUAUGGCAACAAGUUCACUGCUGAAGAAAUUCAGGUUAUGAAGAUGAUGUUUUAAAGCAACCUGUACGAGUAUCUUCUGGACGGAAGAGCAGGCUUUGUCAAGAACAGAGGCUGAAGGUUCUUUCAAAUAAAUCUCUAAAAGUAGUGACAAAAAGUGAUUGGUUAUUUACAGAGUUUUUGCCCCAGUCGGGUAGUGUUAGUGUAGUGGUCAUACCGUUGGACCUUCACCUCUGCGGACAGAGGUGAGGACUCUAAUCCCACUAGUUGUAGUUUGUGUCCGUAGUGGAAUCCCUGUCCUACUUUACAAAUUGCGGAGGAAGAAGAAAGAAAAGAAUUGCAGAAAUAUUAUACUUUACUGCUCUAAAGUUUCACUCAUACUCAAAUAGCCAUUAUUUUCUGAUCAAAUCUAUUCAAUUUCUUUAAUUAAAUUAGCGGGAAGUGAACUAGAGUUACAUUGAUGUGUGCCUUGUGUAUAUUAAAAUUUUAUUUAUAAGGUUUAGAGUAUAGUCAUUUAGGUUCAUGAAUUUGAACAUACACAAUAUGAACAUCCAAAAGUAAGCAUUUCUUUGCUUGCCAAAUUAGCCCUUCUUUCUUUCAGUUUGUUUGUGGACAUCACUUUCCUGAAUGGAGGGAAUUAAUCAUAAUUGCACGAUGAAGUGAGAGAUUGUUCAGAUCUUUAUUAGGACUCUAACUGAAAUGUACUUUUGUACCCGGAAACUGACCUCUUUAUCGUCUUUCUAUUUAAGGUAGUGCCGCUCCUUGCUACCCAACUUAAGUUGAGUGCAUGACAUUUCAGAAGUGAGACCAUGUCCUGUGUGAUUUUCUCUUGUCAUAAAGUAGCAAUAUCAUUCUGGAAAUUGUCUAUAAUUGAUACCUUUUGUCACGGAUUUCCCUUUUGGAUGUAGUUUUGCUAUAAAAUACAUCAGGAAUAGAGCAGUUCUGUUCCAUUCUUGAUGUUUGUAAAGAGUAAAUUCUCAAUUCUGUGUCGUAAUAUGAAGUCGCAGAGAUGAAUCUUCAAGGGAGUUAUUUUAGUGUUAAAAAAACAAAAAAACCUUUGACCAAUUUCAGAGACUUACUGAAUUUCAUAUGGAGAUUAAGUGCUACAUGCCACUUAGUAAUAAAAUACUGCAAGCUUACCAAGGUCAAGGUUCAUCCUCGUUAGUACAUUAAGAACCUUCAUUAUUUGUGAUUAUACUGACUAUAUGGUUUUCAUCUUCGUUGAUGAUCCACAGUGUCGUGGUCAAAGGAACUAAUGGACGCAAUUUGGUAACUGAGUUCAACUUUAUAGGUGGUGAUGUGGAACCAGCCGAAGCUAACCAGUGCAUGUAUUUGUUUGAACCGAGGUUGAAGCAUUGGCUACUGGACAUCAUUGCCACUGGAGACUUGGAUGCAUUUUUCCCAGCAGAGACACGUGAUUAUGCUCCCCUAGUUGAAGAGGUGUGGAAGGAUCCUGCUAAUCAGGAAACAGACAAGGGAAAAAAUGAGCUUCAUUUCCUUCCAGUUUUAGCAGAUUACUUCUUGAGCAAGGCUGUUGAGGUAUCAAGCAGUGAGUAUGAACUUUCAGAGCGAGAUAUAUUGUAUGCUAAAGGAAUUACCCAAGGCAAUGGCUUGGCUAUUGUGGAGUUCUCCUUGGAUGAUCUUAGCUCAAUGUCUGAAACCUAUGGAGAUAAUUUGGAAGCUCCUGCACCACCUCCGACUAGGUACUGGCUAUAAUUAGAGUAAAUACCACCAGAGUGAAUGAAGGAUGCAAGCGAGUGAAGAUGUUUGAAGAUUUUCGUAUUGUAGUAUUUUAUGUUGCCCUGUGUGAUUAUGAUCAGAUGUGGCUUGCUUCGGAGGAUUGUGGCAGUGGUACACUACUUCAGAGUAAGAUGGUGCAUAUCAAAGAACUCUAUGGAAUAAUGGUCAGAUAUCCAUGUUUCAAAGAGAUCCCAUUUGUUUUAAUCUUGAACAAGCAUGAUCUGUUCGGGGAGAAGGUCGCUGUGUACCAUUGGACUCUUGUGAGUGGUUCACUGAUUUCACUCCAAGCGGACUCAGCACAGUAACCACUCACUAGCAAACCAAGCUUAUUAUUAUGUUGCGAUGAAGUUUAAAAGUUCUCUGUGCUUCUCUCACAGGUAGAAAGCUAUUUAUGUGGCAAGCUAGCAAGAGACCGAGUGACAGUAGAUGAGGCAUUCUAGUGUAUAAAGGAGGUCAUGAAGUGGGAUGAGGAAAAGGAAGAGACCUACUAUGGUGGAGCAGAGGACUCGUUUUAUAGUACAACUGAUGUUAGCUCUUCUCCGUUUAUCUGGCAGGAGUAAAUUAGUCUAGACAUAUCUUUUGAUGUUUGAAGAUCUGACAAAGAAAAAGGGGAGUGCGAUCAAAUAAUUUUAAUCAAUUUC